CUCCAGACAUACUCGAGCUACGUCUGGCUUUGGCUCUACACCUCUCUACGCGACGCGCAUUCCAAGUCGCCAAGACACCCUGACUGCUCUUCGCGCCGUCUCGCGACUAUUGCCACUGAUUGUCUUGAACAAUUGGAGGUGCUCGUCUCCGCCGUUCGCGUCUGUGACACGGAACACGUCCGCCAAACACCAUCGCCCGGCCGUCUUUCUUUAUCAUUGACUCCUACCAUCACUCGCAGAGCCCUCUACACCUUGACCCGCCGGCGCCAGCACGAGUAAUAUAUUUGUUUUGGCUCAAAAGGGUGCUGUUUCCUCAUGAUACAAGUUGGGACCUACCCCGCCACGGUUCCCAUGAUGCACAACGCCAACGUGGGCCACACAGCAAUGGUUGCUGCUGUGCACAAUCCAGCUCUACCAGGCUCGCAGGACUCAAUCCUGUCCUCCGUGUCCAACACCUUCUCCGCGCCAGCACAGCCGUCGUCUUCGAGUAACCUGUCCACUUCAGAAACCGAAUUCAUACCUCCCUUGCCGACCAAUGUGGCCUCGAGUCAAGACGAUCCUACAGAGGUAGCGAUGCCAAAAUUGCAGAGCCAAGCCCUUGGUCCGCAUGUGCAAGCAAAUGCAACGCGAACCGAUGCAGCUGCCGCGAACGCGCUGCGAACUGGUGACACAACAGCUAGCUCCAUGUUACUCGGCUCCCCGAUGCCUCAAGGGUCCAAGAGAACGGCAGAUGGCACAGUGAAGAGUGUUGGGUUGGGGAUAGGCGGCGUAGUACGUUCUGCCCCUGCACACAAAAGAAACAAAAGCAUGGAUACACAUUCGGGGACACGGAUCGGAGAGCUUUCCGCACAGCUAAAGACGCGAUUGUCUUACGCUAUGGUCAAGGUCCAGAAUGGUUGGGAGAAGCAAUCGCUCGAAGAGCUAGAGGAGGUUCACUCGCAGCGUGGCUCUCCCAACUCUGCUCCUAGCAGGAGUGAUCGCCUAGUAUUCGACUCACCAUCCAUGAACGACGGUCGACGCAGACCAAGUGGUGUCUCUGACAUCUCCGAUCCAAUGAUAAUAUCCCCAGCGUCGGAUCCAGCGCGAUCUCUUGCUGCCACUCCAUCCACAUACUGGCGUCCAGGUACUAAGCCAGCCAUGAACGCUGCCGUAAGCCUCAUCUCUAUCACGGGCGCGCAAUCUGGACCUGGUCUUGCCCCAGCGCCCGACAUUCAGGCUGGAAGAAGACGCAGAUCUACCGUUUCGCAUGUACCGCCGCCUCUUCUGGGGUCGAUACCGAGAAAGCACUUCAGUGAUUUGGGUGCAGCGCCACACGUACCAACAACACCUCGGGCAGGCAUACUUCGAAUGCCAAGUCAGCAAGCUGAAAAGGACGCCGUCGACACCUUGCUAUUUAUGAGCAGCCCAAAUGGGUCACAGCGCUUUCCACAAAGCACACAAAGCACGCAAACGGCGCCCAGCCCGCUCAGGGCUGAAGCACCUCAACGGCGCGUCAUGUUUGAGACAUACCCUCCACAAGAGAGGCGUGUAGUAUACCAGCCUCCUAUGCCCGCCCCGCCUCAACAUCAAUAUGGACCGUACCCUGCGUAUCCGACAAGGUGAUAUCAGGGGUCAUUGAGGCCAAAUUUGGCGUCAGUAAAUAUCCCUAUGGCUUGACAAUUGCAUUGCAUUGCAUGGUUGGUGUUGUGGAGAUACCCAAUGGCCCUCUUUUGUUGUUAGUGUGCAAGCUCCCGCUUGUUUGGGAGGUUGUAUUGAUGUCUUGUUGGCCUUUGUGCCAGGUUUGCAAUUCGACCAUUUUGGGUUGAUCAGGACUUUGCUCUCAUUGUCGAAGCAAAUCGCCCAGCGAAAUACUACGGUAGAUAACGACGAUAUGAAUAUCCUUUCUUUGCACUAUAGAGAUUGCUAUCUUUAUGCAAUGCCAAUGCUGAGCCGCUAC
Molecule: messenger RNA, 1936 nt
Organism: Cucurbitaria berberidis CBS 394.84
Lineage: Eukaryota; Fungi; Ascomycota; Dothideomycetes; Pleosporales; Cucurbitariaceae
Exons: 4
Coding region: 352-1602 (416 amino acids)
Cellular component (GO): cytoplasm; SBF transcription complex
Molecular function (GO): transcription coregulator activity
Source: RefSeq, a predicted model, not a curated record